CACAAAAAAACCACCAGCUCGUAAGAUAAACUUCCAUUCGAACGCGGGCAUUAAAUUAAGUCGAACAACACAAAGAAGAGAAAGAAGUAACCGCUCAAUUUUGUUCAGGCACGAGCAAUUCCCGACAAAGGCCCAAAAGUAUGUGCUUUAAGUAUCCAUCCGCGAAAAGGAAGCGAGCGAGAAGAAGAAAAAGAGCGAUCCCAAGCUGCGUUCGACGAAAGAAGUCUUCUUUGGUCGUUUCAAAAAUACUCGAACCGCGGGUCGUCAUUUAAGGUAGAGGGGGGAGACAGAGCGUGCGUGCGCGUGUGUGUAGGGCUGCGGAUGGUCUCGAACACACUGCAUGUGUGCGCGCAGUGGGCCCUCUCGUCGGCAGCAAUCGCACAACUGUGUAUGAGUGUGUGCCGUAUUAAUAGCCCGCGGCUUGAGGUCGUCAGUUGUUGGCCUGGCGCUAGCGCGUGUGCAAGCCUGCUUUUAAAUUGCCGGUAUAGCCGCCGCGGUGUGGUGAUGCUGGUGUCAUGGUGCAGGUCGUCAUGACGCAGCUUCGGCAUCCACCUUCACCGCCGUCACAACCACCAGCGUCCAGCUCGUCAUGAUGGUCGCACUGUCGCCUCUACUCGUCGCCGUCGUCGCCCUCCAUGUCGCCGUAGCCGCCGCCGCGUCCGCUCAGCAGCGCAAACCGCUCGAGUCGUCGCGUCAAGGAUCGUCCGUUGCGUCUCAUCGGAGACAGGCGAAUGUGAGCGAGUACACGAACUGGAGCGACUGGUCAGUGUGCGACAGGUACUGCCAGCAGAAUCGCGUCAAGCGCUGCCAGCUGAGAGAGAGAUGCGGUCGCACGAUUUUACGAGAGGAGCGAGUGUGCGAGCACGGCGGAUUGCGCAAAAACUCGCGCUGCAAACAUCACCAGCGACGAGCAGCUCGUCGAAAGCCCAAGCGCUUUCGGAUUGUGCAAAUUCCUGAAGAAGCCAAACCACGUCAUGGACGAGGCAAACAAGGCGAUAAUAAAGACUGGUUCAAAGGACAUUACGGGAAGUGGAGCAAAUGGUCGAGUUGCACACGAUCGUGUACCACCCAGCGACAUCGAUGGUGCAGAAUACCGGGCCUCUGUAUGAAAGAUGUCAUUCGGCAGACUGCAUACUGUUACUUUCAAGGCAGUUACUGUCAGAAGUGGAUUCGACGAAAAUUCCGCAAUAAUUAUGAUGAUUCUAGUAAUGACUUAGUUGUAGAUAAAUAUGAUCUCAAUAUAAACGGUAUUGAGAAUUCAACCCAUGACGAAAGUAGCUGGAAAUGUGGUGUAUCGAGCAAAGAUACAAGGCUCUCGUAUUUAACGAGGAUAAUAGGCGGUCGACCAGCUACACCGGGUAGUUGGCCGUGGCAGGUUGCUGUGUUAAAUAGAUAUGGUGAGGCUUUUUGUGGCGGCACUUUAGUUUCUCCACGUUGGGUGCUCACAGCCGCUCACUGCGUUCGAAAACGCCUGUCAGUUCGUAUCGGAGAGUACAAUCUCUUAAUCAAAGAAGGCACUGAAGUAGAAUUCAGAGUCGACUACGUCGUAACUCAUCCAAAGUACAAUGCUCACACAGUUGAUAAUGACAUUGCCUUGUUAAGAUUGCCAAUAAUUUUAACUCCCGCAGAUUCUCGUGGAAUCGCAUGUCUUCCAGCACCCUGGCAGGAAUUACCUUCCGACCAGCUGUGCACUAUUAUUGGUUGGGGAAAAGCCAAUGCUUCGCAUGAGUUCGGAACGGAUGUUCUUCACGAAACCAAAAUACCAAUCGUUUCAGACACGAUGUGCCGAAAUGUUUACGUGGAUUACAAAAUUACCGGCAAUAUGUUUUGCGCCGGCUACCGUAGCGGAAGAAUGGAUUCGUGUGCCGGUGACAGCGGCGGCCCAUUACUCUGUCGUGAUCCCGAGAAAACUGAACACCCCUGGACGAUUUUUGGAAUAACUAGUUUUGGGGAAGGUUGUGGAAAGCGUGGAAAGUAUGGCAUAUAUGCGCGUUUGUCGAACUACGUACAUUGGAUCAACAAAGUUAUCAAGCAGACGGACACGGAUGACGAAGAUUAAUGCCUUUAAAUGAGAGC
Messenger RNA from Phymastichus coffea, 2076 nucleotides. RefSeq names its product transmembrane protease serine 7-like. Gene Ontology annotation, biological process: proteolysis. NCBI's taxonomy places the organism in Eukaryota, Metazoa, Arthropoda, Insecta, Hymenoptera, Eulophidae. Bases 590 to 2059 code for a protein of 489 amino acids. Gene Ontology annotation, molecular function: serine-type endopeptidase activity. The record is from RefSeq and is a predicted model, not a curated record. The transcript is spliced from 10 exons.